Vitis riparia (riverbank grape) is the source of this 1323-nucleotide messenger RNA. Its product is annotated as aspartic proteinase CDR1-like. Bases 1 to 1323 code for a protein of 440 amino acids. NCBI's taxonomy places the organism in Eukaryota, Viridiplantae, Streptophyta, Magnoliopsida, Vitales, Vitaceae. Gene Ontology annotation, cellular component: extracellular region. The transcript has a single exon. The record is from RefSeq and is a predicted model, not a curated record.
AUGGCAGACUUCGACCACCUUGGCUUACUGUUCUCCAUUGUCAUUGCACUCUCUUUCGUUUCUGUUGCCCAUAUUUCAGCUGCAGAAGUGAAGAAUGGUAGGUUUAGUAUUGAUCUUAUCCAUAGAGAUUCUCCCAAGUCUCCCCUCUACAAUCCUUCUGAAACUCCUGCAGAGCGCUUAGACAGAUUUUUUCGACGUUUCAUGAGUUUUAGCGAAGCUUCAAUCUCCCCCAACACGCCUGAACCGCCAGUUUCAUCAAACAAUGGUGAGUAUCUGAUGAAGAUAUCCAUUGGAACCCCACCAUUUGAUGUAUAUGGCAUUUACGACACAGGCAGUGACCUUAUGUGGACACAGUGUCUGCCUUGUCUGUCAUGCUACAAGCAGAAAAACCCCAUGUUUGAUCCUUCAAAAUCUACCUCAUUUAAAGAAGUUUCUUGUGAGUCUCAACAAUGUCGUUUGCUUGAUACUGUUUCCUGUUCUCAGCCCCAAAAGCUCUGUGACUUCAGCUAUGGUUAUGGAGAUGGGUCUCUCACUCAAGGAGUUAUUGCAACAGAAACCCUCACCCUCAACUCCAAUUCCGGCCAGCCAGCUUCCAUUCCCAACAUUGUGUUUGGCUGUGGACACAAUAAUUCCGGGACUUUCAAUGAAAACGAAAUGGGACUAUUCGGCACGGGAGGAAGGCCUCUUUCAUUGACUUCUCAGAUCAUGUCCACGUUGGGAUCAGGCAGGAAGUUUUCCCAAUGCUUGGUGCCAUUCCGUACUGAUGCCAGCAUCACCAGCAAGAUCAUUUUCGGCCCCGAAGCGGAAGUUUCGGGUAGUGACGUAGUUUCUACUCCUUUGGUCACCAAGGAUGAUCCAACCUACUAUUUUGUUACACUGGAUGGAAUCAGUGUGGGAGACAAGCUUUUUCCUUUCAGUUCCUCCUCCCCAAUGGCGACAAAAGGUAAUGUUUUUAUCGAUGCAGGCACACCUCCAACACUUCUCCCUCGUGAUUUCUAUAAUAGAUUAGUACAGGGAGUGAAGGAGGCAAUUCCUAUGGAACCGGUUCAGGAUCCAGACUUACAGCCACAACUUUGUUAUAGAAGCGCAACUUUGAUCGAUGGGCCAAUUCUAACUGCCCAUUUUGAUGGUGCUGAUGUGCAGUUGAAGCCUCUAAACACAUUCAUUAGUCCAAAGGAAGGUGUCUACUGCUUUGCCAUGCAACCUAUAGAUGGUGAUACAGGCAUCUUUGGCAACUUUGUCCAGAUGAAUUUCUUGAUUGGAUUUGAUCUUGAUGCAAAGAAAGUUUCCUUCAAGGCUGUUGAUUGCACUAAACAGCAAUAA